AUGGCAAGCGAAAAGUAUUCAGCUUUCUACAAUGGUUCGCCUGUGUUUACCGAGGAUUUCCAACCAUUUGUACAAGCGGACAGUUACAAAGGCGCCAAGAAUAUCCUACAGACGUACAUCGUUCCAUUUAUUAUUAUCACCGGACUUCUCGGCAAUACAAUAUGUUUCAUGGUGUUCGUGGCGUCAACAUUACGGCGUAUUUCCACAAGUGUCUAUCUUGCCGCAUUAGCGUUUUCAGACAGUGGAUUUUUAGUUUGCUUGGGUAUCGGUUGGCUAGAAUCAUUGGGUAUACGCCUAUUUCAUAAAAAUGGAAUUUGUCAGCUCACGGUUUACUUUUCGUUCGUUUUCAGCUUUACAUCCAUAUGGUUUGUAAACGCAUUUACGCUGGAAAUGUAUAUUGCGGUAUUCCAUCCAAGAAAAAGUUCUACAUUGUGCGUUCCGAAAAAUGCAAUAAGAAUUGUUGGUGCUUUGUCUGUAGUGGCUGGUUUGAUAUACAUUUAUUCUUUCUGGAUAGCGCAACUCGUUGACACUAAAGUUUCUGAAAACAAAGUGUGUCUAAUUAUUCCUGAGAAUGCCGACACGGCAAUGAUACUAAGUGUUUUGGACACCGUGAUGACCCUUGUUGUGCCAUUUUCUAUGGUACUAUUCAUGAUCGUUCGCCUGCUGGUGCACAUUUCGAAAUUCUACCGUUCGGAACUUGACAAUUCUGGCAUUUCAGUUGUCGGGGACACAAAUGCCGAAACCUCGGAUGCAGAACAGCAGUUUCGGCCAAGCAGCGUUAACCAUCACACCGUCCGUCAGGCCAGUGAAGCACAUUCCCAUCUCACCAGAAUGUUGGUGGUAACUGUAAUAGUCUUCAUAGUUCUAAAUUUGCCUAGUCAUGCGAUCAAGGUCCAGUUUCUGUUCAGGUCUCUGCACGCCAAUGUUGAAUUCACACACACCGAAAGUUUCAUUCAAGUCGUUUUUCAAAAUUUGUACUACGCGAACUUUUCUGUUAACUUUCUGCUCUACAGCGCAUGUGGUAAGAGCUUUAGAAGCGCGUUAUCAAAGCUUAUGUUAUCUUUGAAAAACGGAUGUUCCAAUAUUUCCAAAACCAACGGAUUAAGAAAACUUUUCAAAAAACGGAACGCAGAUCGAAACUCAAAUGACCAUGCCCAGAAUCUAAAUGAUCAGCAACAUUCCAGACUUGUGGAUAUUCAUUUGAAUGAAAUUCGGUUUUCUCAGCUACCUUCGAUCGAAAGUCAGUUCACGUGCAAGUCGCCUCCUUGUCUUUUGUUGUGUGAAUCAGAACAUAUGAUACAAGAACGAGAUUGA
Messenger RNA from Dreissena polymorpha, 1314 nucleotides. RefSeq names its product neuropeptides capa receptor-like. The record is from RefSeq and is a predicted model, not a curated record. Gene Ontology annotation, biological process: G protein-coupled receptor signaling pathway. Gene Ontology annotation, cellular component: plasma membrane. Lineage: Eukaryota; Metazoa; Mollusca; Bivalvia; Myida; Dreissenidae. Gene Ontology annotation, molecular function: G protein-coupled receptor activity. The transcript has a single exon. The coding region runs from base 1 to 1314 and encodes 437 amino acids.